This is a messenger RNA of Galendromus occidentalis (western predatory mite), 691 nucleotides long. RefSeq lists its product as uncharacterized. The record is from RefSeq and is a predicted model, not a curated record. The transcript is spliced from 4 exons. NCBI's taxonomy places the organism in Eukaryota, Metazoa, Arthropoda, Arachnida, Mesostigmata, Phytoseiidae. Bases 65 to 691 code for a protein of 208 amino acids.
GCGCGUUGCGAGAAGUUAUCAGCAGUUUUUCUCAUGGAUCCGUGAGAACGGGAGCUCCGACAUCAUGAAUAAGGAGAACAAUUCCGAGAAGGUGGGGCUACUCGCGGCCGGUAUGCCACGGACGCCGCAAGCAGGUGAAAGCGAGUCCCGUGGAAUGAUUUCGGCUGCCUCUCGAUACAUUUCACACCAAUUGGUGAUGUCUGCGUGGCGCCGCAAACCCGUGCUGCUGUUCACGAUAUUGGCGAUCACUGUCCUCGUCCUCUUCGUGCAGCACACACAGGUCGGCGGCGAUCCCAAAGUCCCUCGGCUUCUCGAUAAGCAAUUAAAGGAACCCGGAGCCGCAGCUCAAAGACAGAGCGAGGUGAGAUUUUCGGCGCAUUUGCAACAGCCUCCGGAGUCGGAUCAUGGUUCCGAUCACGCUCAGCCGAUCCGGCAUCCCGCGGCGACGAAAAAUUCACUCCUCUCCAAACGACCUCUUCCGGAGACCGCUCUACGGGACCCUGUGACUGCUCCAGCGGGGGCCCCACUACACCGAGUCGUUCACUUCGAUCUCAAAGGAGCUCCGCCGAAGAUCAGUUAUUUGAAGAAAGUCCUCCCCAUACUCAAGGAGGCAGGGGCUACAGGUGAGCUUGGAUAUCUGGGCAAUGGGGGCUUACGGAAUAUUGGAUGCGCCCUUCUGCUCUUGGAAUAA